Messenger RNA from Sorghum bicolor (sorghum), 761 nucleotides. RefSeq lists its product as uncharacterized. The transcript has a single exon. The record is from RefSeq and is a predicted model, not a curated record. The coding region runs from base 97 to 447 and encodes 116 amino acids. NCBI's taxonomy places the organism in Eukaryota, Viridiplantae, Streptophyta, Magnoliopsida, Poales, Poaceae.
GCCCAAGAAAAGAACAAGUCCAACUCUCACACUACCAUCAGAGCCUCGGGCGCACUCGACAUACGUACACCGUAUAGUUCUGUCUGUGAUCCUGCCAUGGCGAUGGCGAGGCGGCAGCUGAUGGGGUGGGUGUCGGCGGCGGCGGACGCGACGUCGUGGUGCGUGGCGCUGUCGCUGGUGGCGAUGCUGCUGGUGGUGUGCACGCUGGGCGGCGCCGGCGAUGGUGCCGGUGCUGCGGAGGGCGGCGGCGUGGUGGUGGUGCGGGGCGCGGCGCUGUCGGCGCGGCCGUGCGAGGAGAUCUACGUGGUGGCGGAGGGCGAGACGCUGCACAGCAUCAGCGACAGGUGCGGCGACCCCUUCAUCCUGGAGCGGAACCCGCACGUGCACGACCCCGACGACGUCUUCCCCGGCCUCGUCAUCCGGAUCACGCCGUCCAAGCCAAGGUAGAGUAGAGUACUAGAGCGAUGAUCCAUCGGUCGUCGGAAAGUGUUUGUUGGUGUUGGAUCGAGUGGGUCAAACAGAGCUCGUUGCUGUGUAUCGUCUCUGCGAACUGCGUACGUGCCGCAGUGCAGAGGGAGCGUAGCAGUGCAGGGGAUGCCAUGCACUCGUACGGAGUAGUGUAGCAGCUCUGAACGAGGCGUGUGUGUGGCUAACUUGAAGGCCUGUCAGCCUGUGUAUAACUUGUAAGGGACAUCACUGCCGUUGUAAACAGAGAAGUUCAUGAGAUGAACAAAUUUCUGCUGAUGCUGCUGUUGUUCGCC